Molecule: messenger RNA, 2700 nt
Organism: Megalopta genalis
Lineage: Eukaryota; Metazoa; Arthropoda; Insecta; Hymenoptera; Halictidae
Source: RefSeq, a predicted model, not a curated record
UUUGCGCCAUAUUUCUACCUCACUCAGCUUUUGCAAGCAUCUUCACCAUAUUACUGCGCAUGCAAUCCGUAGUAAAUUUUUUCUUAGCAUUGAAUCGUCAGUGCUGUGACCACAUAGUCUUGGAAAACUUGAGAUAUUUCUGUAGGCAUACAUCUAGAUUAUGUAUACAUUUCGUGAUCGAGAUGUACAAUCAGUAUAUGUACAUGUAUAUGCAGUGUCCGUACCAUGAGCCACUAACCUAAUUUGAAACUUUGGUUCAGAUCAUAUACAACAUGUUCAUAUAAAUCACGAAGACAACAAAUUUAUUCAGAAGGAGGUUUUCUUAGCGUUUCGACAUGUAAUCCAAUGUUUCCAGCUAUUGGAAUUAGGAUAUAUACAUAAUGGGUAGAACAUCAAGAAAACGACAUCAAAAGAAGAAACUAAAUGUCAAAAAAUUGGCAGACAAAGGAGAUGAAACCUUGAUGCGUCUAAAGUCUUGGUUAUUAGCAAAUAACUGUUCAUUGAUUUAUGAUUUAAUUCCAUUUGAUUUUCCUAUGACUGGUAGAGGGUUGAAAACAUUGAAAGACAUACAAAACAAUGAAACACUAAUCAAAGUAUCAUAUGAGAUGUUAAUAACAACGACUACAGUCUAUCAAAGUGAUAUUAAUCUUUGCAAUGGAAAUGUUAUUGAUCGUGCUCAGAAGAAAAAAAGUAUAUGGCAAUCAAAAUUUAAGUUCCCACUAGUAAUUUCUGGGUUUACUGGUUGGAGAUUAGGUCAACAGAAAAGAGAUUGUUUUCAUCCUGGUGUAUCCAGUUUAAGUCGCGAAGCUAUUGAUUUUAAAAAUAAGAAAUCAGUUACAGCUUCAGAUAUGGUCAAAGCAAUGCUUAGAUACAUUUGGCCAAAAGAUGAUCCAGACAUAAGAAAGAGGGUACAAUUAGCUAUUGGUUUACUUAUUGGUGCAAAAGUUUUAAAUGUUGGUGUUCCAUUUAUUUUCAAAUAUGCAGUAGACACACUCAAUGCUCAAAGUGUAGCAGCUGGUAGCGGUGCUAUUCUAGGUGUAGAAACUGCACCAGAAACAGUGGCAACAGUAGCAACAUCAUUACUUAUAGGAUAUGGUGUAGCUCGUGCAGGUGCUGCUGGUUUUAGUGAAUUGCGGAAUGCAGUGUUUGCAAAAGUUGCACAUCAUUCUAUACGAAAAAUAGCAAAAAAUGUAUUUUUACAUUUACAUAACUUGGACAUGGCUUUUCAUCUGUCUAGGCAAACCGGAGCAUUGUCAAAGACAAUAGACAGGGGAAGCCGUGGUAUAAAUUUUGUAUUAAAUGCUAUGUUAUUUAAUAUAGUACCCACUGCUUUCGAAUUAGGACUUGUUAGCACAAUACUCUAUUUAAAAUGUGGUGGAGAAUAUGCAACUGUUGCAUUAGGUUGCGUUGGUAUCUAUGCUGCUUUUACAUUAGCUGUUACGCAAUGGCGAACGAAGUUCCGAAUUUUUAUGAAUCAAGCAGAAAAUGAAGCAAGCAACAAAGCAAUAGAUUCACUUAUUAAUUAUGAAACAGUAAAGUAUUUCAGUAACGAAAAAUUUGAAAGCGAACGAUAUGAUGCAUCAUUAAAGAAGUACGAAGCUGCAUCUCUUAAAACAAGUACGAGUUUAGCAAUGUUAAACUUUGGACAAAACGCUAUAUUUAGCGCUGCCUUAAGUUUAAUCAUGGUAUUAGCGGCUAAGAAUAUUGUAAAUGGUACUAUGACAGUUGGUGACUUGGUAAUGGUCAAUGCACUUUUAUUUCAAUUGUCUGUACCAUUAGGAUUCUUGGGUUCAGUAUAUCGUGAAGUAAGACAAGCUUUCAUUGACAUGCAAACAAUGUUUACUUUGAUGACAAUGGACCCUGCUAUUAAGUCUAAAAAGAACGCUGUGCAGUUCAAUAUAAGCCAGAAGAACUCGGACAUUGAGUUUAAACAUGUUAAGUUUCAAUAUUGCGAAGGCAAGACUAUUUUUAAUGAUAUCAGCUUUACUAUUCCAAGUGGAAAGAAAAUUGCUAUUGUUGGAGGAUCUGGUUGCGGUAAAACAACAAUAGUGAGAUUAUUAUAUCGAUUUUUUGAACCACAAUCUGGAGGUGUUUAUAUCAGUGGACACAAUAUUCAAGAUUUAGAUUUAGAGUCUUUAAGAAGCUCGAUAGCGAUAGUACCACAGGACACUGUCCUUUUCCAUGAAAGUAUUUAUUAUAAUCUGCACUACGGAAAUUUGAAUAAAUCUAAACAAGAAGUUUUCGAGGCUGCGAAAAUGGCAAACAUACAUGACCAUAUUCUCAAGUGGCCAAAGGGAUAUGAUACACCUGUUGGAGAACGUGGCUUGAAAUUAAGUGGAGGCGAAAAGCAGCGAGUGGCAAUUGCUAGGGCAAUUUUAAAAAAUAGUCCGAUUUUAAUUUUUGACGAAGCCACGUCGUCUUUAGAUUCUAUUACAGAACAUAACAUUCUUGAAGCAUUACGCAGAGCAACCUCAGGACGUACAUCCAUUGUCAUAGCGCAUCGUUUGUCUACUGUAAUGGAUUCAGAUGAAAUUUUUGUCUUAGAGUGUGGUAAAUUAAUAGAGAGAGGAACACACGAGUCACUGUUAAAUAUACCAAACUCCUUCUACAGUAAAUUAUGGGAAACCCAACAUAUAGGAAUGCCAAAGUCUAAUAAUGAAAAAGAUAAUUGUAAAAAAGCUCAAGGAGCUUGAGUCAAAA